CAAUAACCCGUGUUUCAUAAGUGAGUGAUUAAUCAUGUGAUAAUAGUGUAAAUAACCACCAGUGUAGGAAAACAAUCAACAAUGGUCCAGCGGUACUCCAAUCCCCCGGAAAACAUCAACUGAACAUUUCAUGUAAAAGGAUCUGAAAUAAUCUCCUGUAAGACAUAAUCAACAAAAAUGGCGCCGCCAGACCCCCUCACGCAGAUGAACGCGUACAGAUCGUACGUGACGGUGUUGGCGGAUCCAGGAUCAAAGGACGAGUUGAAACUUAAAGCUGCUCAAGAACUAUCUGAGAAUUUCGAGGUUAUCAUGUGCGCCACACAGUACCCGACCUUCCUGGACCACCUGAUGAAGAUCUUCCUGAAGAUCCUGCAGGAGGGGGAGCCACACUUCAUAUCAGAGUAUAAUAUUCAACAAGUGAGGAAGCUCAUCCUCGAGAUGAUCCAUCGAUUACCCACUAACGAUUAUCUCCGGCCUUACGUUAAACAAAUUCUGAGUCUUAUGCUGAAGCUGCUGGAGACUGAGAACGAGGAGAAUAUUCUCGUUUGUCUGAGAAUUAUUAUUGAACUGCAUAAACAGUAUCGACCGCCGUUCAAUCCAGAGAUCCAGCACUUUCUCCAAUUCGUCAAAUCCAUCUACUCGGAGCUUCCCAAGAACCUUCCCAAGAUAUUCGAGCCCCGGCCGCCUCUUCGCGUCAAAGAUUUAUCAGAAAUAAACAUCGAGUCCCUCCUGAAGGAGACAUUCACAAUAACAGCAAUUCAAAGUGAGAAAAAAGCAGCAGACGGUACAGUUGUAACAUACAAUUUAAUUCCAAAGGCAGUUCUCUCCUUGAAAGUCCUGCAGGAACUCCCAAUAAUCGUGGUCCUGAUGUAUCAGAUAUAUAAACAAAACGUUCAUCAAGACGUAUCAGACUUCAUUCCCUUGAUCAUGACGACAAUAACCUUGCAGCCCUCCCCUCAGCACAGGUCCUCCCCAGGAUUCAACAAAGAAGUGUUCGUUGAUUUCAUGGGGGCUCAGAUAAAGACCUUGAGCUUUCUCGCUUACAUAAUCCGAAUUUACCAGGAAGUUGUCUCUCAGCACAGCCAGAUGAUGGUCAAGGGAAUGCUGGGAUUGUUGACCCUGUGCCCCAUGGAGGUGGCUCACCUCAGGAAGGAGCUGCUGAUAGCAGCUCGACACAUAUUGGCAACAGACCUCAGAAACAAAUUUGUCCCCCACAUGGAGAGACUGUUCGAUGAACAAGUCCUCCUCGGUAAUGGCUGGACCACUCAUGAGUCCCUCAGGCCUCUCGCCUACUCCACCCUGGCUGACCUCGUCCAUCACGUCAGGCAACUCCUACCCUUGUCCGAUCUAGCUAGAGCUGUCCACCUCUUCAGCAAGAACGUUCACGACCAGAGCCUCCCCACGACGAUUCAGACAAUGUCCUGCAAACUUCUGCUGAAUCUCGUCGAGUGCAUUCGUCAAAGAAGUGAUGCUGAGAACUCGACACAGGGCAGAGAACUUCUCAUGCGAAUGCUCGAGGUCUUUGUUCUCAAAUUCAAGACGAUAACCAAGCUUCAGAUGCCAGUUUUGUUGAACAAAACGAGAGGAUCCAUUGGCCAGAGUCUUGUUUGUUCUACUGUGGGGACUGAUGGAAAAAGUGAAGACGUUAAACCAGUGAUCGAGAGUGAUGACAAAGAGACCAAAUCAAAGUUCGGUUUUCCCCAGUCACAAGCCGCAAAUUACAACGUAGCAGACUACCGAUCCCUCGUUAAAACACUCGUCUGCGGGGUCAAGACCAUCACCUGGGGAUGUGCUAAUUGUAAGACUGGCCAGGAUGUCGUGCAGUCUAAGCAGUUCCAACCGAAGGAGACACUGGUUUUCAUCAGGCUUGUUAAGUGGGCUCUUCAGGCGCUUGACAUCUACACCAUUGGCCCACCAACUGUCGGCCCAUCAGUGCCAGGUCAGAUUGGGAGACCUGUCCAGCCUCAGACAGUCAGAACUAAGGAGGAAAAGGAGGUGCUUGAACACUUCAGUGGAGUCUUUUCCAUGAUGAAUCCACAGACCUUUCAGGAGAUUUUUUCGACGACCAUCGAUUACAUGGUCGAGAGGAUAUCCAAAAAUUGUGCUCUCCAGAUUGUUGGGAAUUCGUUCCUUGCUAAUCCCACUACAUCUCCAAUAUUUGCCACAGUUCUGGUGGAGUAUCUUUUGGAGAGAAUGAAUGACAUGGGCUCCAACGUCGAGAGAUCAAAUUUGUACUUGAGACUGUUCAAGCUUGUAUUCGGUUCGGUGUCGUUAUUCCCAGCUGAGAAUGAACACAUGUUGAGACCUCAUCUCCAUCAGAUUGUCAACAGAUCCAUGGAGCUUGCGAUGAGUGCCAAGGAGCCUUACAAUUAUUUUCUACUGCUCCGAGCCUUGUUCAGAUCUAUCGGUGGUGGCUCACACGAUCUUCUCUACCAGGAGUUUCUUCCCCUCUUGCCAAAUUUGUUGGAGGGUCUUAAUAGACUUCAAUCGGGCCUUCACAAGCAGCACAUGAAGGACCUCUUCGUCGAGUUAUGCCUGACUGUUCCUGUGAGACUAUCGUCAUUGCUACCCUAUCUACCGAUGCUGAUGGAUCCCCUCGUUUCAGCGUUGAAUGGAAGUCACACACUUGUCUCACAGGGUCUGAGAACCCUGGAACUUUGCGUUGACAAUCUUCAGCCUGAUUUCCUUUACGAGCACAUACAACCUGUCCGAGCUGAUCUAAUGCAAGCCCUCUGGAGGACUCUUCGCAAUCCCACGGAUCAGGUCGCGCAUGUUGCCUUCAGGGUGCUGGGUAAAUUCGGUGGUGGAAACAGAAAGAUGAUGAUUGAACCACAGAAGCUUGACUACAACGAUCGAGAGACAAAUUCCCCAUCUAUCGUCGCAGUCUUCGUCGAUCAGCAGAAUAAGCAGGCGUCCAUUGACUUCCCUGUGGAGAGAGUCAUUGAGACAGCAUUUACAGCCUUGAAAUCUAACACGACUGAUCCAUUUUAUAGAAGACAGUGUUGGGAGGUGAUCAAUUGCUAUCUGGCAGCAUCUCUCAGGCUAAAUGACGAUCGCUCAGUCCUCUACAAGCUCUUUACCCAUCCCAGUUUUAAGGAAGGAAAGAUUCCUCAUCAGCAGGGACACUACUACAAGUGCCCAGAUGUCGUCACGAGAAAUGUCCAACAGACAGCGCUCACUGGACUGUUCGUAGCCGCUGCUAUCAAAGAGCUGAGGCAGUCUGUUCUGGAGACAAUGGUCUCCCUGGUCAGACACUACACGAUGAUUGCCAUCGCACAGCAGGCCGGCCCCUUCUGCCAGACAGCUAAACAGGGACGAAUACCUGGGGUGUUGGCACCCAUCAAUCAGGGGCUCGAUCCUCUUGUUCUGAUUGAUGCCCUCUCUGUCAUCAUGGGACAUGAGGAGAAAGAACUAUGUAAACCGGGGCAUCUCGCUUUGGUUUUGAUAUUAGAGACUGCAACCAAUAUUCUGGGAACCAAGGAAAGAGCCUGUCAACUGCCACUCAUGGAGUAUCUGGCAGAGAAGAUGUGCUCUUUGUGUUAUGAACGCGCUUGGUAUGCGAAACUCGGUGGCUGCAUUGCUAUCAAAUUUCUCUUCGAGCAUAUGGCGACAAAAUGGGUGUUGAAUCACCUAUUUGUCUUCCUCAAAGCCCUGAUGUUCGUGAUGAUGGAUCUGACUGGAGAGGUAUCGAAUGGCGCCAUUGAUAUGGCCAAAGCCAAUCUGGAGCAGAUGCUCAGGGUGUGCGUUAACUCUGGAAUUGUCAAGAAGGAGAUGAUGGAGACUGAUGAUCAAGACGACAUAACCUCUCAAGAUCUCAUAGAAUCCCAGAACAAGAGUCUCUACGAAGUUACUCAUGAGUUGGUGAGACAGGUAACGUCUCCUCACACUAUUGUUCGGGAACAGGCGAUGGCUUCGCUUCGACUUUUAGCUGAAAUCCAGCAGAAAACUGUGACUGAAGUUAUGGAGCCACACAAGGAGGUUCUCGCUGACAUGAUUCCACCGAAGAAACAUCUACUGAGGCAUCAGCCUGCCAAUGCCCAGAUUGGGCUGAUGGAUGGAAACACUUUCUGCACGACUCUAUCACCCAGACUCUUCACCAUUGAUCUGCAGAUUAUGGAGCACAAGGUGUUCUUCCAGGAGUUGUUGACACUCUCAGAGGCUGAGGACACAACUCUGCAGAAGCUUCCGUGCUAUAAAUCAGUGACCAAUCUCAUUCCACUGAGGAAAUCUGCGUUAAGAGCACUAGCAGCCUGUCAUUAUAUUGUCAAUUGUCGUGACAAGAUUUUCGGGGUUCUUUACAAAGCCCUGGAGAAGCCCAAUGGUGAGCUACAGGAGGCCGCCUUCGAGUGCAUGAAGAAAUUCAUUGCUGGAUUUCAGAUUGAAAUGGAGAAUGUUCACUCAAUCAUGAGACCCAUGCUGCUGACCCUUGGUGAUCACAGGAAUCUCUCUCUCAAUUGUGUCAAAAGGCUGUCCUAUCUGACGCAGCUGUUUCCAAGUACCUUCAGCAUCACCCUCUGCGAACAACUCCUUCAACAUCUCAAGAAACUAUUGGAGAAUCUGAUACAGGCGCACAAGGGUGUGUCCAAGUCAGGUGAAAACGAGCAGAAAAUUGCGACGAUUAUCGGCAUCUUCCAUCAGAUUCCAGCAGCCACUCCAAAGUUCAUAGAUGUCCUCUGUCGACUGGUCCUCCAGGCUGAAAAGUCACUGCUCGUCGAAGCAUCUAGUCCAUUCAGAAUUCCACUGAUGAGAUUUUUACUGAGAUACCCUACUGAAACCCUGAAUCUCUUCUUGCACGACAACAACAUCAAGGAUCAGCAGUGGUCGAGGUACCUGGAGUUCUUGAUCAAGCAUAAGGAGGGAAAACCCUUCAGGGAUGUUCUUCACAACAGCACUGCUCGGCUGAUCACAAUGCUGCUGGCUCAUUCCCAAACAAACUCAACACUAACGCCACCGGAGAAGAGUGAGCUCCAGCAUCAGGCCAUCAGGAUCGUAUCAGUAUUGAUAAAGUACGAUGAGCAAUGGCUUUUCAAUCAGAAUCAGCUAAUUGCAGCAUUGAAGCAGAUCUGGUGCAACGACGACUAUCAAGCCCUUCACAAACGAGUUGAUUCUGUUGAUUUUUCACGCUGGAAGGAGCCCAAAUUGAUCGUCAAAAUACUCCUCCACUAUUUUGGUCAUCAUCCCAACGACAUUGAUCUUCUCUUCCAGCUGCUAAGGGCCAACUGCGAUCGCUUCAUACCAGACUUCCAGUUUCUACGAGACUUCCUCGAGACAACUGUUGCUCAGGAAUACACGGUGGAGUGGAAACGCGCAGCUUUUUUCAUAUUCGUCGAACACUUUCCCACCAACAAUAUGUCACAAGAGCUGAAAGCCAAGGUCCUCCAGUUGAUUAUCAUCCCCUGCUUCGCUGUCAGCUUCGAACGAGGUGAAGGUGUCAAGCUUGUAGGUGGUGCACCAAUGCCCUACCAGGACAAUCCUGAGAAUGUUGUUUCCGUAUUCAUCAGCAAGAUCAUCGAUCCUGACAAUCCCUUCGGCUCAGCCGACUGUGUAAGAAUUUCACUUCUCCAAUUCUCCUGUCUCCUCGUUGAACAAGCCAGUCAGCACAUUCACGAUGCUACCAACAAACGACAGGGGAACAAGCUGAGGCGACUCAUGACCUUUGCCUGGCCCUGCCUACUCGGCAAGAACUGCGUAGAUCCAGCGACAAGGUAUCAUGGACAUCUUCUCUUGUCCCACAUAAUCGCCAAAUUCGCCAUUCACAAGAGAAUUGUCCUCCAAGUGUUUCACUCACUCCUCAAGGCACAUGCAGUCGAAGCGAGGAGUGUUGUCCGGCAGGCCCUGGAGAUCCUAACACCUGCGAUGCCAGUAAGGAUGGAAGAUGGUAACACAAUGCUGACGCACUGGACCAAGAAAAUAAUCGUCGAGGAGGGCCACUCCAUGCAGCAACUGUUCCAUAUUCUUCAGCUUGUCGUUCGUCAUUACAAGGUCUACUAUCCCGUUCGUCAUCAUCUGGUACAGCACAUGGUGAACUCCAUUCAGAGGCUUGGAUUCAGUCCAACCGCGACUAUUGAACAUCGAAGACUGGCUGUUGAGCUUGCUGAGGUGAUCAUCAAGUGGGAGUUGCACAGAAUUAAGGAUGAGGCCGAGGCCGCCGGUGAAGUCGUUAACCAGGCAUCUGGUGCAGUCAAACGACAGAUUCCCGCUGAAGAUCCGUCGGCGAAGAGAACUGCUGUGGGCCAAGCUAUGAGUCCAGGGGUUCUUGUCCAACCCAGGGUCGAACCCGGGUCAACAAAGCCUAUUGAACGCGCUCACGCAGACGCCAUUUUGAAUUUUUUACUGAGAUUAGCCUGUCAGGUUAACGACGGCACCACCACCACCACACCCGCGGCCACCACAGCCGCCGUUGCUGCAGCCGCAGCAGCAGCCUCUGGAGCCACUGCCACAGCAGCUGCAACGGCCACCGCUAAUGCUAAUGCAGCUGCUGCCACAGCUGCACAAGGAGGAAAUCCCGGUGAACAACUGUCAAGGAGAUGUGUUACACUUCUGAAGAUGGCCUUGAAACCAGAUGUCUGGCCGCAGUCGUGCGAUCUGAAGCUAGCCUGGUUGGACAAGGUCUUUGCGAGUGUUGACAAUGCUCAGCCGAAUUAUGGAAACAUCUGCACGGCUCUUGAGCUCGUCACAUUCCUCCUUGGGGUGAUGAAGCGAGACCAGAUAUUGGCGAGUUUUAAACCUCUUCAGCGGGGUCUGGGGGCCUGCAUCGCCAGUACCAAUACCAAAGUCAUCAGGCUUGUUCAUGGACUCUUAUCCAGACUGAUGACAUUGUUCCCAACAGAACCGACUACCUCACCUGUUGCCUCCAAACACGAGGAGCUCGACACCCUGUACACGACUAUUGGAAAAUUUGUCCUCGAUGGAUUAACGGCUUACGAGAAGAACGCUUCAGCCACCCCAAGCACUCUGUUUGGUACCUUGAUGAUGCUAAAGGCAGCCUGCACCAACAAUCAGAGCUACAUUGAUCGACUGAUCACACCGUUCAUGCGUGUACUCCAGAAAAUGGCUAAAGAUCAUCUCCAUUCCACCCAGACUGAGUCCAAUCCCGUUGGGAGUGAGCUGCUGAUCCUCAGCUUGGACCUUGUCAAGAGCAGGGUUGUUGUGAUGGGAGGGGACAUGAGGAAGUUGUUCAUUGGCGCCAUCCUCGUGGGUCUCAUCGAGAAAACUCAGGAUAUCAAGGUCAUGAAGGCAAUAACCAAGAUGAUGGAGGAGUGGAUGAAGAAUAAAAAUCCCAUUGCGAUGAAUCAGGCACCCAGCCUUCGAGAGAAGUCAAUUCUCCUCGUGAAGAUGAUGCAGUAUGUGGAGAAGAGGUUCCCGGAUGAUCUUGAGCUCAAUGGACAGUUUCUCGAGCUCGUUAACUUCGUUUAUCGAGAUGAGGCACUCAAGUCCUCGGAGCUUACCUCAAAACUCGAGCCAGCUUUUCUCAGUGGCCUGAGGUGUAUUCAACCCCACAUCAGAGCCAAGUUUUUUGAAGUGUUCGAUGGCUCAAUGCGACGAAGACUCCACGACAGACUACUGUACAUCGUCUGCAGUCAGAGUUGGGACGCCAUGGGGCCACAUUACUGGAUUAAACAGUGCAUUGAGCUCCUCUUGGUGACGGCGUCAUCAACAACUCAGAUCCAAUUAUCAAAUCAAGACACACUUCUUCCAUCUGUCAACUCAAUCAUCAACAUGGCGGAUUCUGAGGACCUGAAGGGCUUUAUGAUGUACACAAACGUGAAGGAGGAGCCUCAGGACGUCCACGAGCACAUGGAAAUCUCGGCUGAUGUGGUAGAGGGAAGAGACUCGAAGGAGUCGAUAAUAAAGGAUAAAGGCGAGAUCUUUGAUCUUGAUCUGUCGACAGUGGAUUCCAGUGAGACGGUCGCUGAGGACGUCGUGAAGACAGUCACCGAGCAGACAGGUACACUAACGCAACUAGUCACCAAACAAUCGGACUUCAUUAGUCAGUCGAGGAAAAUCAGAACGGAGCAGCUGUUGAACUCUGCCUCUCAACUCUGUCACAUGGACACCAACCUAGCUGAGCGCGUCUGGCUGGACACAUUCCCCCGACUGUGGUCCAUCCUGGAUGACCACCAGCACAAUACUCUCAUCGGCGAGAUUGUUCCGUUCGUGUGCUCCGGGACUCACGUGAUCCAGAAGGAUUGUCAUCCCUCAGCUAUUGCAACAUUCGUGGAGGCACUCGCUCACUGUGAGCCCCCAGUCCACAUGAGGCCGGCUUUGAUGAAGUACUUGGGCAGAUCUCACAAUCUCUGGCACAGGAUGACCCUGAGCCUCGAGCAGAUGGCUUUUGAUGGCAAUAAUGCGGGGAGUAGUGGCAACAGAAAGUCUAGGGACACUGAUUGCUAUGAUUUCGAACCUGACAACAGCCCUCACGCUGAAGUAUUGGAUUCAUUAUCAGACAUGUAUUCUUUGCUAUGCGAGGAGGACAUGUGGGCUGGCCUUUGGCAGAAGCACGCGCACUACAAGGAGACUCUCCAGGCAACAGCACUGGAACAACAAGGAUUUUUCGAGCAAGCCCAGACUGCUUAUGACCUGGCAAUGACAAAAUUUAAACAGGAUUACGUGCAAGCACCUGCACCAUUCAAGACCCAACGAGAGGCCAUCCUCUGGGAGCAUCACUGGAUCAGAUGUGCCAAAGAGUUGAAUCAGUGGGAUCUUCUUCUGGAGUAUGGAAGUAAAAAGUCGGAGAGAAAUCCUUUCCUUAUUCUCGAGAGCUCUUGGAGAAUUCCAAACUGGGGAUUGAUGAAGGAGGCCCUGGCACAGGUCGAGCACAACUGCCCUAAGGAGAUGGCGUGGAAGGUAAAUCUGUAUCGUGGCUUUCUCGCCAUCUGUCAUUCGGAGGAUCAGCAUCUCAAUGCAGUCGAAAGAUACGUGGAACUGGCAUCGGGUUUGUGCAUGAGAGAGUGGAGGAGGCUUCCUCACAUAGUCUCUCACAUUCAUCUGCCUCUUCUCCAGGCAGCUCAGCAGAUAAUGGAGCUGCAGGAGGCCAUGCAAAUACAUCAGGGCCUCAUUCACGGACGUUCCUCGUCCCUUCACGAUAUGAAGGCCAUCGUCAAGACGUGGAGAAAUCGUUUACCAGUCAUCGCUGACGACUUGAGCCACUGGUCUGACAUAUUCACCUGGCGUCAGCAUCAUUACACUUUCAUCUCUUCUCACUACGAUGCACAGCAGGACCAGACAACUAAUCAUUCAAUGUUUGGGGUGCACGCCUCAGCACAAGCGAUCAUUCAUUUUGGAAAAAUCGCCAGGAAGCACAAUCUCACUGGUGUCUGUCUAGAUUCACUCUCCAGGAUUUACACAAUUCCAAGUGUUCCCAUCGUCGACUGCUUCCAGAAGAUCAGGCAGCAGGUGAAGUGCUACCUCCAAAUGGCCUCUGUCAGCGGUAAAAACGAGCUUCAGGACGGCCUCGAGGUGAUCGAAUCGACGAAUCUCAAGUACUUCACGAAGGAGAUGACUGCUGAGUUCUACGCCCUCAAGGGAAUGCUCCUGUCGCAAAUUGGAAGAUCAGACGACGCCAACAAGGCUUUCUCAGCUGCUGUCCAGAUGCACGAUACUUUGGUCAAGGCCUGGGCUCUCUGGGGGGAUUAUCUCGAACACAUAUUCACACGUGACUCUAGACAGAUAUCAAUCGGUGUGUCAGCUAUCACGUGCUUCCUGCACGCAUGCAGACAUCAGAAUGAAUCCAAGUCAAGGAAGUACUUGGCCAAAGUCCUGUGGCUGUUGACCUACGACGAUGAGAAAUUCUCAUUGAUGGAGGCACUGGAUAAGUACGCCGUUGGGGUACCACCCAUCCAGUGGCUACCCUGGAUACCUCAGUUAUUGAUGUGUCUCGUCAGGAAUGAAGGGAACGUCAUACUUAAUUUGCUGUCACAAGUUGGGAGAAUGUUUCCACAGGCUGUUUACUUCUCCAUUAGGACUCUCUAUCUCACCCUGAAGAUCGAACAAAGGGAGAGGUACAAGAGUGCUGAGCUGGCUGGUAAGACUGAGGAGGGCAGGGGGGUACAGCCUGGUCCUGAGACCGGACCCAUCAGGGCAACACCACCUAUGUGGAGGUGCUCCAAAAUCAUGCACAUGCAGAGGGACAUUCAUCCGACUAUUCUAUCAUCUCUGGAGGGUAUCGUCGACCAGAUGGUUUGGUUCAGAGAGACUUGGUACGAGGAAGUACUCAGGCAGCUCAGGCAGGGCCUUGCCAAGUGCUAUGCCAUUGCUUUUGAGAAUAGGGGGGCUGUGUCUGAAGCCACCAUCACUCCUCAUACCCUCAAUUUUGUGAAAAAACUCGUUUCGACUUUUGGAAUUGGCAUUGAGAAUAUAUCAUCGUCGCAGAAUGUCAAUAAUACUUUUGGUUCAGCUGCUUCCGAGAGCCUUGCCAGGAGAGCACAGGCCACUGUUCAGGAUCCUGUCUUCCAGAAGAUGAAGGGGCAAUUCACCUCUGAUUUUGAUUUCACCGUUCCUGGGGCCAGGCUCCUUCAUAACUUGAUUAACAAACUGAAGAAGUGGAUCAAGAUCCUGGAGGGGAAGACCAAGCAGUUGCCCAAGUCUUUUCUCAUUGAGGAGAAGUGCAGAUUUCUCAGUAAUUUCAGUCUUAAGACUGCAGAGGUUGAACUACCUGGGGAGUUUCUGCUCCCCAAGCAUUCACAUUACUACGUCAGAAUUGCCAGGUUCAUGCCAAGGGUGGAAGUGGUCCAGAGGCACAACACAGCAGCCAGAAGACUAAGGAUCCGAGGUCACAACGGAAGGCUAUAUCCCUACCUAGUGGUUAAUGACGCUGGGCUCGGGGACGCUAGACGAGAGGAGAGAGUCCUUCAAUUACUCAGGAUGUUGAAUCACUACCUGGCGAAGCAGAAGGAAACCUCGAGAAGAUUUUUGCAUUUCACAGUGCCCAGGGUUGUGGCUGUGUCACCCCAAAUGAGGCUUGUCGAGGACAAUCCAGCGUCCGUAUCCCUCCUGGACAUCUACAAGAAGGGCUGUACAAAGAUGGGAAUUGAGCAUGACGCCCCAAUAGCCAGGUACUACGAGAGGCUGGCGGCUGUUCAGGCGAGAGGAGCUCAAGCCAGCCACCAGGUACUCAGGGACAUUCUCAAGGAGGUACAGACCACCAUGGUCCCCAGGACAAUGCUGAGGGAUUGGGCAGUCAAGACCUUCCCCUCAGCCACUGACUACUGGACCUUCAGAAAGAUGUUUACACUUCAGUUGUCCCUCGCUUGUUUUGCUGAGUACGUCCUCCACUUGACGAGACUCAAUCCUGAUAUGAUGUACGUUCAUCAGGACUCAGGUCUCAUCAAUGUCGCCUACUUCAAGUUUGAUAUUGAUGACACCAGUGGGGAACUCGACGCCAACAGGCCUGUGCCCUUCCGGCUCACUCCCAAUAUCCUCGAGUUCCUGACAACAACUGGAGUUUCUGGACCUCUUACAGCCUCAGCCAUUGCCACUGCCAGGUGUCUCGUACAGCCUUCCUUCAAAGUCCACACGAUCCUCAGGGCCAUUCUCAGGGAUGAGGUCAUUGCUGACCAUAACAAGAAGCAGGAUGACCCUGAGAAUGCAACACAGGUUCAGGACAUGAAGGGAGAACUGCUGAUCACCAUGGUGACUAGGGCUGUCAAUGCUAUUGUGCAGAGGCUCAAUUCACUGGCGACCUUCGAUGGAACUGACAGCAAAGUUAGCACACUUGUUGCUGCUGCCAACAGUCAUGACAAUCUUUGUAGGAUGGAUCCUAGUUGGCAUCCGUGGUUGUAAAUUUUGGAAGUGUACAGACAAUUGGUAUUUGUGACAGUGUCGAGAGUGAUUUGUGCGGGUAAUUUUGUAAACUACAAAAAAAUGUCUCAUGGCUGCUUUCCAACAAAAACAAUUGAGAGCUUCUCAUUUUUGUUUGUCUGGUCAGUUUGAUUUAUGAACUGAGAAUAAAUUAUGUGGGUAAUAACUGUUUCUAUGAAAAAAAGUCAUGAGACCUUUUUUGUAGGGAAUCCGCACACUUUCUCUGUUGAUCCCAAUUCACGAGAAUUAAUAAGAAUUAGUGUUUAAUUAUUGACAGACAUGAAUUUAAGAAAAAGAUACCGAGACUUUCUUCUGUAAAUAUUUUAUAAUUAAUUACUGUUUGAUUUAUAAAUUAAUUUCGAGAAUACGACCAUUAUUUCGUGGAAAAUAAUGGAUAUGCAAUGACUUAAUGGAGGGAACAAUUAACAGGUUGGAUUAAUGGAGUAUAAAUAAAUGCAGUGGUUUUCUUUAUAACAAA
Molecule: messenger RNA, 12277 nt
Organism: Diachasmimorpha longicaudata
Lineage: Eukaryota; Metazoa; Arthropoda; Insecta; Hymenoptera; Braconidae
Gene: Nipped-A
Product: Nipped-A
Exons: 3
Coding region: 178-11781 (3867 amino acids)
Biological process (GO): DNA repair; regulation of DNA-templated transcription
Cellular component (GO): nucleus; NuA4 histone acetyltransferase complex; SAGA complex
Molecular function (GO): protein binding
Source: RefSeq, a predicted model, not a curated record